UGGUAGCUAUGGAGACCUAAUAUAAUACACUCCCUCUCCCUCCCUCCAUCGCUCGCUCUCUCUCUCUCGUAGUGUAAGUCUAUCUCUCUCUCUCCCUCUCUCCAUCCACACCAAAGCUCUUUAGGCUACUUUGCGCAUGUACGGCCAGUCAAACUGAGCAUUGCAUCGAUUCCAAGAUGGCGAAAACACGUCUGGCUUGUCUCCUGACUCUCCUCUCAACUCACUGCUACAUCAGCGUGCUAGCAGUGGUCCUGAAAACAAGUAACGACUCGCCGUGGACCAAUGAGUUUGACAGAAUCGAGUUAUCGUGUUUGAUAGAGUCCAUCUCCACGACCAAUCCUAGGAUCGAAUGGAAGAAAAUAACAAACGAAGGACCCAGUUAUGUGUACUAUGACAAGAAGAUCUCAGGAGCCCUGGAGAACAGAGCGAUGAUCAGAGAACCGGCCACGCUACUAAUAACAAACGCCACCAGAUCGGACACAGCCAAAUAUCGCUGUGAGGUCACAGCCGCCGAUGACCUGAAGUCGUUUGAUGAGAUUGUGAUCGACCUUGUCGUAAGAGUAAAGCCAGUGGUGCCAAAGUGCAGUGUCCCUAAGUCAGUGCCUUUUGGGAAGUCUGCAGAGCUGAGCUGUGUGGAGGAGGAGGGCUUCCCCAAGUCUCAGUACCAGUGGUUCAAGGACCGGGAGGAGAUCCCAGACGACCCAAAGACCAGCCUCAAGUUCUUCAACUCUUCGUACACGCUCAACGCAGACACAGGAACUCUGAAGUUCAUCGCAGUCCGAAAAGAAGACGCGGGCGAUUACUUCUGCCGAGCGAAGAACGAUGCCGGAUACGCAGAGUGUCCGUCCCAAAACAUGGAAGUCUAUGACAUUGAUGUGGUUGGGAUUAUACUGGGAGUGCUGGUGGUGGUGGUGGUGCUCCUCUGUAUAACAGCAGGGAUCUGCUGUGCGUACAAGAGAGGCUUCUUCUCCAGCCAAAAGCAGACGGGGAACAAUUACAAAGUCCCAGCUAAAGGAGAUGGAGUGGACUACGUCAGGACGGAGGAUGAGGGGGAUUUCCGACACAAGUCGUCAUUUGUGAUCUGAAGAAGAAGAUGAAGAAGAGGAGGAGGAUGAGGAGCUUUGUGCUGAGUGAGAGACAUGACAUGUGGGACUGAACUCCAUGCUGUCUGACACGGAGCCACCGCUCAUGCUCCGAGCGCUCAGCACCACAAAACACAACUGCUCAAAGUUUGCCAAAGGUGACAUCAAGAAUCCAUGAGACAACAAACGGUCACACACGUAGGGACUGAGGUUCAUUUGUCGUCUUUCAACACCAACAAUGGAAUUCAUUUUUACUAAAUUAUGGGGAUGUUUCUUUACAGUUAUUGCAUGGUUUGUUAACAAGUGGAGCAGGGACACAUUUCUUUGCUCCUGGAGGUAGAAAAAAAGAGGAUCUCUUUCCUCUGGAGUCGAUCUAUCAUGACGUAUUUCUACUGUAAACAUUAGCUCAAAACCCUCUGUCAUUUGUACAACAUUUAUUUUCUACUGUUGAAAUUUGUCAGACUAUUUUUGAUGGAAUAUAUUUUAAAAUGCCUAUAGAUAAAGGUUUACUUUUUUAAAUAUUUGUAAAAUACUAACAUGUGUUUUUUUAUUUGGUUGUGGAUAAAAUAUGUAACACUUUAACCACUUUGCAUCAAGCUGUAAGCAUUUACACCUUUGCAAUCAGAAGAAAACAUAGGAAAAAAUGAGGUGUUCUAUCAUAUCAAGAUGUGCUUCUUGAUGGGCGGUCUUACAUAUUUAAUUUCUGCUUUGCUGGGAAAGUCCCGGCUCCUGUCGUGAGAGACUUCAUGUUAAUGUUUGUAGAUAGUUUUUGAAGAGUGCCAGUCAAAUGCUGUGAAACACUGUACACGAUCAGUGCUGCAUUUUCUUGAUUUAAGUGUCCUUCUAUGCUUGCUGUUAAUCUUGUAUAUAUUGAAUUUACUCCAAGAUAGUUUUGCUGUCAUACAUGCGUUCAGUAUUACACUAGAAUAAUAAUGAAGAUGAUAAAAAUACUAAUAAUAAGACAGGGUUUGUAGGUUAACCUUCCAGACCCACAGAGAAACAGAGUCUAUGAGAAAAGAUGAAACACAGGGCUGUGACACUUUAUCAUGAAAGCCUGUGUGACAACGCCUCGUAGAAACAAAUAUGACUACAAAUACAAGUUGUUACUUGACCUACUUACGUCAACUUUUCAAGUUAUGAUCACUGAUGAUAAUGAACAAUCAUGUUCUGGAAACAUUAAUCCAAUGCAGAAUCUUUGACACAGAUCAUGGCCCAUAUUUGCUGAUUUUCUCCAACCUGUUUAUUUUAAAACAUCUUGUUGCUGAUUUGACAAAAAGCUGUCACAGUAUUAGUUUUUCUAAAAUGUACUACAUUAAUGCUGAGUGAAGCAGCUCUUUGAUAAAACUGCAUUAAUCAGAAGCUCUAAAGCAGACAGAGUUUCAGGGAGGGGCUGUGAGCUGAGCUGCUUGUGCUGGUUCAGGAGUUUUGUCCUUCACACUUUUUUAUAUCAUAACAGAAGUGUCUUGGUUUCUUAAAUGAAAGGAUCUUUUAUUAAAGAAAUAUUCAAAAAUAAUAUUUAAGCAGUUUUACUUGACAUAAUGAACCUGGGCAGAGCUUCAGGGGCUGUCAGCUGAGCUGCAUUUAUUACCCUAGCUCAGUUCUUCAGUUUUAGUUAAGGUGGUCCCCCCUUCACCAACUUUUUAUACAUUUCUACAGAGGUCACUUGGUCACCAAGAUAAAAGGAUCUGUUUAAAAAACAACAGAAACAAUAAUUACGCAGUUUUACUUGACAGGGGCUGACAGCUGAGCUGCCACUCACUUAAACUCUUCGUCUGCUUGACUUACAUUUUAUUUUGUUCCCCUGUCUAGGUAAUUUUUUAGGUCCCUAAGCUCUCAUUGGUGCUCAUUAGGCAGACUUCAUCCAAACACUUUAUCGGUGUUUAAAAUAUGAAGCUGAAAAAAAUCCUGUUUGGUUUGAUUGAGGCCGAGAUUGUCUUUACUCCUCUCAGCCGAUUCUUCAGUGUUACAGAGACAAACAGACGGGGUCUGGAGGGUUAACUUUUUCUGAUUGUAUAUACAGUAGAUAUUUGUUUUUCUUUCUUUCUCUCAAGAUUUUGUGAAGUGGUGAAAAUUGAAAAAAAUAAUCCUAUUUGAGGCGACAUGAAACUCUUUCCAUUUGUAAGACUGAGAAAAGAAAACAUUUUACCAUAUCAUUCACGAGACAAGACCAGGAGCUCUUUUACAACCGAGCGGUCCAACCUGAGUCGACAGUUUAGACGCUGUCCAGAAGAAGAACUGCUCUCACUCAGUUUGGAUCAAGAGUUAGAGCAGUUUGAAGAACGUUAAUACAAAUAGGAAAUCUGUCCUGGUGAGUUUAUCACAAACAGAAACUCCCCAGAAGCACAUGGUGGCCAUUGUCCUUUGUCUUGCUCAGGGUGGGAAGUUCAAAGGUUAGAAACCUGAUAAAUAUUUGCAAUUUUGUCCUUCUUGAGCGUGUUUACAUGAUAUCCCAGUUUUGGUCAGGUUUUUUAAGGAUUUCGUUGGUUUUUUUUUGGUGCAUUCAAACAUAUCUCAACUUCAGAACCCAGAUAAGUCCUUAUCCCGGGUUUUGAGAAACCUUAAGAGAGCUCCAAAAGAAAACAGGACACUAUGGCAUAUGCCUUACUCCAGUGUCUGACAGCAGCUGAAUACCUCUGCAGGCGCCAAGUGACGCAUCAGCAGAACAAACAUGGUGACUGCAACAAGAGUGUCGUAAUUCGUCGCCCUCUUGCGGCUGUGUAUCAUCGCCCAUUGCUUCCUUGUCCUACGCGGUGCCAAGGACGGGCCGGAAUGAGAUAGAGAUGUCAUAUCUGCAAUGCGAUGUUGGCAUUUAAUAGUGCUAACCCUGCAAUAAGACACAGUCGUCUCAUUUUUCCUCAGAUUUCAAAAUUGCUGUGUUAUGUGUUACACAGUAAACAUCACAGACGCCUUCACAAAUAUGAUACAGUCAUCAGAAACCAGGGUAAGAAGUGUAUCAUGUGUUCAGGUUUCUCUGAGUGCAUGUUAAUGCCAUAUCCCAGGAUAAGGCUCAUAACUGGGAUACUAAAGUCUAAAUAGAUCAACAUUAACCCACAAGCUAGCAUGGGACAACAGCUAGCUUAGCCUGCAUCUCUUGUUAGAAAAAACGUCUUGGCUGAACAGCAGGAUGAGAUAAAUGAAGGAUGUAUUUCUUGCUCACAUUAGCAAGAAAUAUUUUUGACUUCCAUCAACCAAUUUGUUGAGUAAACAAUGUUAUCACAAUAUUCCAGUGAGACAUUACGUGCACACGACACAGCUUCCACCUUGAGUAAAACUUCUCCUGGAUUGGCCGCCAUGGAGCUCUGAUUGGUCUUUACUUCUUCUAUUGAACUUUUUUCAAUUGUUUUUAAAUUUGUCAACGUGGUCAAAUGUUAGCUGAGUAUCAGUCAUGGUAGAGACGAUCUGCCCAUCAUUUGCACAUAGGAAGUUGUCAACACUGGUCAGUCUUUUUCCCAACAUGUCAACAUGUUGCAUUCAGAAAACAAGAGAAAGUGUUUUUAAAAGAGUACAAAUUCAUACAGGUCACUGACCUCAUCACCUUUCAGGAACAUUUCACACAGAUGCAUACAUCCUCCCCUAUCAUUUGUACUAUUUCAUUCCUCUUAAGUGCCUUUAAAGUAGUCCAGUUUCUCUGCAGCCAUGCUCUCUUCUGCUUCAACAUUUUAACAAUACUGAUCUGAGGUUUCAUGUUUAAACACAAGCACGGCGUUUGAGAGGAAUGACAUCACUUCCCUUCUUUACAUACGUAUCUGCAAAUUUGUACAUAGCUUUUUUUUUUUCAUAGAUUUGCUGGUGUAGACAUGUUGAAGUAGAAAUAGGAGUAUAUUAGUGCCUAAAUAUAGUGGGAAUUAUUUUUGGAGAAGACACAUUAUAGCACUAUUAGGCAAAAAAAAAGAAGGAUACCCAAAGCAGGGACGUUUAUACAUUAGCUCUGGUUUAUAACACGGUUAAAUUUGUCCUGGCUGUCUGUUUAUUUUCAGAUAACACAGCCGCUGCUCCACUGCUCCCAGAGACAAACACAAUGUUCAAACUCAACUCGACUCCGUGUUCAGGAACGUGUCAGCAGCUGUAAUGGAGCUCUGAUUAUUCAGGCAGUGUGAGCGCUUAAUAAAGCAGAGUUCAUGCAAAGUGUCAGACACAAACAAACACACAUAGAGUCAUGCAGGACGCCUGCAUUUAGCCCACAGGCAGCCCCGAACACGUCCGUCUGUAAUCUGGUUUGAUGUUUUAAGGCAGCAGUGAUACAGAUUUUAUUUACAGAGAUGGUUUCAGUGUUUUUUAUCUCGCCACUGUGUUUCAAAUCAGAGAUGGCAGCGCUCCUCUGAUGCAGCUCUGUUAAACUGUUACAGACUGAGGUGUGGUGUGAGAAGCAUCAAGACUCUCUGAACCAAACUCACAAACAGUCGAAUGUUCAUCCGGGGCCUGCUGGGGAUGUUUUUGUUCCUUUUAGAAACACUCGAUUUGUGAUUAAUAAAACUCACUUCUGAUAUUACUGGA
Messenger RNA from Notolabrus celidotus (New Zealand spotty), 5576 nucleotides. RefSeq names its product junctional adhesion molecule 3B-like. Gene Ontology annotation, biological process: cell adhesion; angiogenesis. Lineage: Eukaryota; Metazoa; Chordata; Actinopteri; Labriformes; Labridae. Gene Ontology annotation, molecular function: protein heterodimerization activity; protein homodimerization activity. The coding region runs from base 177 to 1085 and encodes 302 amino acids. The record is from RefSeq and is a predicted model, not a curated record. The transcript has 9 exons.